Coffea eugenioides is the source of this 2800-nucleotide messenger RNA. RefSeq names its product double-strand break repair protein MRE11. The record is from RefSeq and is a predicted model, not a curated record. Gene Ontology annotation, cellular component: nucleus; Mre11 complex. The transcript is spliced from 22 exons. Gene Ontology annotation, biological process: mitochondrial double-strand break repair via homologous recombination; double-strand break repair via nonhomologous end joining; telomere maintenance. NCBI's taxonomy places the organism in Eukaryota, Viridiplantae, Streptophyta, Magnoliopsida, Gentianales, Rubiaceae. Gene Ontology annotation, molecular function: manganese ion binding; DNA endonuclease activity; 3'-5'-DNA exonuclease activity. Bases 341 to 2497 code for a protein of 718 amino acids.
UUCCCUUCACUUUUCAGCGUCACAUUUUCUUCAACUCUCUGGAGUCUAGACAUCGCUCGUUUAAAUUCCCCGCCACUCUUCCGACCAGUCUGUCCUCACCGGCUUCCACCGCCGCCGGACACUAGUUUUUUUUUUCGCCAUGCACUUCUUUGCCACUUAAUUUUGACUCGCUUUUCUUCUUUAGGUACUGAGUAACUCCGUCACUACCAUUACCGGCGUUGAGCAAACUGAUUUUAUAUGAGAGUUUAGGCGCCAUAGGCCUAGGGUUCAGUUGGUCAGCUGCGGUUGUUUUUUGAUUUCUUGGUUAAUUUUGCUGGUUUGAUCUUGAAAAUUGUUGGAAAUGAGCGGCUCUUCAAGUGAAGACGCGAGCAAUACGCUGCGUAUACUGGUUGCUACUGAUUGUCACCUUGGCUAUAUGGAAAAGGAUGAAAUACGCAGGCACGAUUCGUUUCGGGCAUUUGAAGAAAUAUGCUCCAUUGCGGAGCAAAAACAGGUCGAUUUCUUACUCCUUGGUGGUGAUCUGUUUCAUGAGAACAAACCCUCCAGGUCAACCUUAGUAAAAGCUAUGGAGAUUCUCCGUCGUUAUUGCCUUAAUGAUCAGCCUGUGCAGUUCCAAGUAGUCAGUGAUCAGACAGUGAAUUUUGCCAACUCAUUUGGUCAUGUAAAUUAUGAAGACCCCCAUUUUAAUGUUGGUUUGCCAGUUUUCAGCAUUCAUGGAAAUCACGACGAUCCUGCUGGAGUGGACAACCUUUCUGCUAUUGACAUACUUUCGGCGUGCAAUCUUGUGAACUACUUCGGAAAAACGGUCCUUGGUGGUUCUGGAGUCGGACAGAUCACCCUCUACCCCAUUCUUAUUAGGAAGGGUUCGACUUCUGUUGCCCUUUAUGGCCUUGGGAAUAUUAGAGAUGAACGCUUGAAUAGAAUGUUCCAGACACCACAUGCAGUACAAUGGAUGCGACCUGAAGCUCAAGAAGGUUGUCAAGUAUCAGACUGGUUCAAUAUCCUUGUACUUCAUCAAAACAGAGUGAAGACAAAUCCUAAAAAUGCCAUAAAUGAGCAUUUUCUACCACGGUUUAUGGAUUUCAUUGUCUGGGGCCAUGAACAUGAAUGUUUAGUUGACCCUCAGGAAGUUCCGGGUAUGGGAUUCCACAUUACUCAACCAGGUUCUUCUGUUGCUACAUCACUAAUUGAGGGUGAAUCAAAACAAAAGCAUGUACUUCUUUUGGAGAUUAAGGGAAAUCAAUACCGCCCAACAAAGAUUCCACUGGCCUCGGUCAGGCCAUUUGAAUAUACCGAGGUUGUAUUGAAGGAUGAACCUGAUAUUGAUCCUAAUGAUCAAAAUUCAAUUCUUGAGCAUUUGGACAAAGUGGUGAGCAAUCUGAUAAAGAGGUCUGGCCAAAAGGCUGUUAACAAGUCAGAACUCAAGCUUCCUUUAGUUCGAGUAAAGGUAGACUACUCUGGUUUUAUGACGAUAAAUCCUCAGAGGUUUGGACAGAAGUAUGUGGGGAAGGUUGCAAAUCCCCAGGAUAUUCUCAUAUUCUCUAAAAUUUCAAGAAAAGACCAGAAGGAAGCUAAAAUUGAUGAUUCUGAGCGUCUUCGACCAGAAGAACUAAAUCAGCAAAACAUUGAAGCUUUGGUUGCCGAGCAUAAUCUGAAAAUGGAGAUUCUUCCUGUUAAUGACUUGGAUAUUGCAUUACACAACUUUGUUAGCAAAGAUGACAAAAUGGCUUUUUAUUCUUGUGUCCGGUACAAUCUUGAAGAAACUCGUAACAAAAUUGCACGGGAUUCAGAUUCGCUGAAGUUUGAUGAGAAAGAUAUAAUUGUCAAAGUUGGAGAAAGUUUACAGGAACGAGUCAAAGAAAGAGCCUCUCAGACAAAAGAUACGCUGCAGUUUACAUCUUCUGGACAACUGUUGGAAGACAUGGGAAAUACUGGAGUUGGAAGUGCAGUUUCCUUUAGUGAUGAUGAGGACACCAGUGUGUUGUCUAGUUCAAAGGCCAGGACAAGAGGGUGCAAAGAUGCUUCUGAUGUUGGUAAGACUACCUCCAGAGGCAGAGGACGAGGGAGAGGGAGAGGCAGAGGCAGGUCUUCUACCAACUUAAAGCAAACAACCCUUGAUGUGGCUAUGGGGUUGCGCCAGUCGCAGAGAUCCGCAUCAACUGCAGCAAUGGCAUCCGUGCGGACCAUCGCUGAAGAUGAGGAGAAUGUGGUUUCUUCAAGUGAUGAUGGAGCAGAACAUUGCAUAAAUGACAUCGAAAAUAGUUCGGAAGAAAAAUCUGUCCGAGGCAAAGGACAGAAAAGAGCUGCUCCAAGGGGAAGGGGUAGAGGUUCUACAACAGCCUCUAAAAGGGGAAGGAAAUCAGAUAACGCGUCUUCUUCAUUUCACAAGAUGCUCAUGAACAGAGAUGACGAUGACGACGAUGACGAUGACGAUAUGGCAAAGAAAAAUAGAUCUCAAACUCGGGCCACAAGGAACUAUGGUGCUUUGAGAAGGUAAUUGUCAUUGAGGCGCCUCCUGGACAUGGAUGCAGGCUUCCCCCAUCUUUAUUUAAUUUUCAUGUAUUUGUACUUAAAACACCAGAACAGUGUGAGUGAGAAUUUUGUUGUGGAAACCGGAGCUGUACAUAUGUCUUCGGUCCAACUUUUCCGCUAGAUAUCAUUGUACUGAUAGUAAUGGAAAAUCCGCUUGUGAGGCCUUCUAUUCUCAGAACUCUGGGAGGUUGUUUAGAUUAAACAACGCUAGAGAUCACCUAUUGCAGUACAUAAUUUCUAUUGCUUUAAAAUGCAGUUACAUCUAUAA